GUUACUUUGAUGUCACUGGAGGGAUUUAAUCUUCUCUGAAUCUGAAAUGGUGCUCGCUUUGAUUUCUAUGGUGUAAUUGGCUAGUUGGGUCUAUUUCUUUAUUGCUAAUUUUUCAAUUUUUUGAGAUUAUGGAUAUAUUUUUAUUUAAAACUAGGAUUACGGGUCGGAUUAGUUGAGUCUGAUUGAUGCUUUCUUCCUACUUAUAAUUAGAUGUAAACCAGUUUUGGACAGAGAUCAUUUUUUUUAGUGCUGGAUAUCAAUCAUUUUGGCUUUUUUGUAUAUGUGCUUUUAUAUUCAUAGUGAGAGAUACUGUCAGUUCAUGGGUUCCCACGAUUGUGUAUUUGUAGUUUUGGACUUUUCUCCAGCUCGUUUGCUCAUCUUCUUAUCGCUUUAUCUUUUUGUUUCUGCUUCUGCUAUUGUAGUUGUUUCCUUCUUAACUCUCCCUGUCCUGACCUGCUUGUUGUAUGUUUCUCAGAUUUCAUCUAUGGUUCCUGCCGUUCAGUUCAAGCCCUUUGUCUUCUAUAUCAUCUAUUGUGUUGUUUAACUUCCAUUCUCACUGACCUUGUUAGCUGUUGUAUCUCUCUUCCGGGUUGGAUUUGCCCCAAAUUUCGAUUUUGAUUUUGAUCUCCUUUGUUCACGUCUGUUAAUCUUUGCAAUCACAAUUCUUCUUCUUGAUCAGCAGGUUAUUAUUCUCCCUAUCAGUUUUAAAGAAAUGGAUUUCAUCAAGUUAGCAAGCAAAUCAAAGUGGAAGGAUUUGAUUGAGGAGGAGGAAUAAAAACAUUUUGGGCCAUGGAGAAUUCCUAUGAAACAUCUAAUGGAAAUGGGUUGUUGGACAAUGGUCAUACAACUACAAGACACAGUUCCUAUCAACCCAGCAUUAAGAUAUCAACACCUUGGCUUGAUUUAAGAGUGUUCUAUGUUCGCGUUAGCAAAUGUGAGAUUGAUGACUCAACUCCUGAGUACCUUACAGUUAAUCACAUUCCAUUGCACCCUGAUAUGCUUCUUGAAGUAAAUGGUAUUAGAGUUUCUGUCAACUCUGACGGGCCAUCAAUCAUUCUUAGGAGGGAUAGGUUGGAUAAGAAGUCAGAAGAAGCUACAUUUGUUAGCACUGAUAGCAUAAGGAUUAGUGGGAGUGUGAAGUUUGAGGUUUUCAAUAAGGAUGUUCUUAUAUUAUCUGGGGUUGUUGAAAUGUGCAACAGUAAUGGUCUCAUGGGGAAAUCAAGAGGCCAUGGCCAGAGAUGGAGCAUGAAUUGUGAAUCAGAUGUUACUGAAGGGACUAGCUUCCUGAAGGCGAAACAAUAUUUGGGUUCGGAUUCAGCUUUACCUACUGUUGAGGUCUAUAUUGCAGGAUCCUUCUCAGGCACUCCAAUUAUUUUAUCUAAGACUUUGCAGCUCAAUUUCCGUAAGAAGCAAAUAAGGAAAGGCAUGUUAGAUUCUAUACCAGAAUAUGAGGCAACUGAAGGCCAGGACUAUGUCUCUUCCAGAAUUCCCUUACGGAUGUCAGAAUACUCAAAUCACAAGCCGGAAAACGAGUACUACAAUCACUUAUACUCGGGAACAGAAUAUCUAGAAGGUGAAGAUGGGGAACUCUCAUGGUUCAAUGCUGGUGUUCGGGUAGGUGUUGGAAUUGGCCUAAGCGUGUGUCUUGGAAUUGGUAUAGGUGUGGGAUUGCUGGUUCAAACCUAUCAAGGCACCACGCGCAACUUUAGAAGGCGGCUACUAUAACUAAAGCUUUUCUUGAUGCCAGUACGACAUUACACUUCUCCAUUUUCUCACUUAUCAUCCUAAUGCUGACUCUUGGUGUUUCCAGCAAUUAUGAUUUGUGAAUAAGGUCAUCAUCUAGACGCAGAUGUAUAAAUUUUAGCCAUCGCUGGUUAAGCCUUUCAUCUGAAAUAAAAGGGUACUCCUUUUGAAUGUA
Manihot esculenta (cassava) is the source of this 1918-nucleotide messenger RNA. RefSeq lists its product as uncharacterized. Gene Ontology annotation, molecular function: phosphoglycerate dehydrogenase activity. The coding region runs from base 790 to 1725 and encodes 311 amino acids. The record is from RefSeq and is a predicted model, not a curated record. The transcript is spliced from 4 exons. NCBI's taxonomy places the organism in Eukaryota, Viridiplantae, Streptophyta, Magnoliopsida, Malpighiales, Euphorbiaceae.